Molecule: messenger RNA, 2164 nt
Organism: Heterocephalus glaber (naked mole-rat)
Lineage: Eukaryota; Metazoa; Chordata; Mammalia; Rodentia; Bathyergidae
Gene: Neil2
Product: nei like DNA glycosylase 2
Biological process (GO): base-excision repair
Cellular component (GO): nucleus
Molecular function (GO): DNA-(apurinic or apyrimidinic site) endonuclease activity; zinc ion binding; DNA N-glycosylase activity
Source: RefSeq, a predicted model, not a curated record
CCCAGCAGAGGCGCCGGGCACGUUCGCCGCGUGGUCCGACUGUUUACGUCCGCAGAGGCCAAUCACGGGCAAGUGAGCGUCUCGGGACGUACGCACCCCGGGCGGGGAUGUUUUUCUCAGUUUACCACGAUUCCUUCGCUCUGCCCCUGCGCCCGCACCAGGCAGAGUCGGAGGCGCGGUCCCUGCAGGCGCCCCCAGCCGAGUGACCCGCCCGGGGGAGCACGCGGCUGGGCUCAGGUCCCGGGCUUGGCGACCUCGCCGGGUUGUGCCCGAAGGAAACUGGGCAGCAGCCGAGAUUCGUGCCCUGCGGAGCGUGGCGGGCCGCCAGCGUUGUGCAACGUGUUGUUCGGCCACCGGAGUAACAUAGCUCCCGCCUGCCAGGGAUGCCAGAAGGGCCGUCUGUGAGGAAGUUUCACCAUCUGGUCUCUGCCUUCAUGGGCCAGCAGGUGGUCAGGACAGGGGGCAGCAGUAAAAAGCUGUGUCCUGCCAGCCUGCAGUCUCUGUGGCUUCAGGACACACAGGUGCAUGGAAAGAAAUUGUUCCUUAGAUUUGAUGCAGAUGUGGAUACAGAUGAAGAAGUCGGGGCCCCUGGCAGCAGCCCCCGACCAGAACCUCUGCAGAAACGAGCUCGCAGAGAAGCAACCGUGGGCCCAGCGCCAGAGCCCAAUGCACAGAAUACCUGUGACGGAUCCUCCCUGUCCGCAGGGCUGCUUCCCAGGGGCCCUGGUGGUCCUGAUGGGCUGGUGGGGGACAGCCUUACAGCAGGGGCCCCCAGGUGGCUGCAGGUCCACUUUGGUUUGUUUGGCAGCGUCUGGGUGAACGAUUUCUCCAGAGCGAAGAAACCCAACAAGAGAGGAGACUGGAGGGAUCCCAUGCCCAGGCUGGUCCUGCACUUUGGUGGCGGUGGAUUCCUGGCCUUUUAUAGCUGUCAGAUGUCUUGGAGCCUUGCCCCAGCGAUUGAACCCUGCCGUGACAUCUUAUCUGAAGAGUUCCACCGAGGACAGGCUUUGGAGGCUCUGGGUCGGCCGCAGCCUGUGUGCUACACGCUGCUGGACCAGCGAUACUUCUCAGGGUUAGGGAACAUCAUCAAGAAUGAAGCCUUGUACAAAGCCCGGAUCCACCCCCUGUCUCUCGGCUCGCUUCUGAGUGCCUCAUGUCUGGAGACCCUUGUGGAGCACGUGGUAGAGUUCAGUACAGACUGGCUUCGGGGCAAGUUCCAGGGCCAGCAGCGGCGCACACAGGUCUACCAGAAGGAGCAGUGUCCAGCGGGGCAUCAGGUCCUAAAGGAGGCCUUUGGGCCCCCUGGUGGCCUCCAGAGGCUCACCUGGUGGUGCCCACAGUGCCAGCCCCGGCUGCCCCCUGAGGAGCCCCAGCAGCUCCAGUCAUAAGUCUUCAGGGCCCUGUUUCAUGGUCUUGGCCCCUGGGGACUGCAAUCCCUAGGGUGUGGACAGGGACUGGGAGUGGGUAGAGUGCGGGCCAGGAGGUGCUGGUGGUGGUAUUGUUCUCACUGGAGUGAUGUGUGAGGCUUAGAUUCCACAGGGGUAGAUUUUUCCCUGUUCUAGUUCCACUAAUUUUUCGGGUUUUUUUUGGUACCGGGGAUCGAUCAAACUCAGGGCCUUGUGCUUGCAAGGCAGGCGGCGGCACCACUGAGCUAAAUCCCUGGCCCAAUUCUUCCUCAUUCUAACAUUGUGAAAGAUGAAAGAAAUCUUGACAGUCGGUCAAGGGAAAUGACAGUGAGCUGUGGAAACAAACACCUGUGGGAGACAGUUGUGCUCCCAGUGUUGCUUUUCAAGUCUUUUGUUUUGCAAACUUCGGUUGAUUUGAAGGCCUUCCAUUUUGAAGAAUAGGAAAACAAAAUUUUCUUUCCUCACUCCCCUGGAGAGAUCCAGGGAAGACAAAGCUGCAGAUGAGGGUGCUGGGUCAGCCUCCUGCCUGGCUUCUUCCCUUGGGACUAGGGAGACUCCAAAGCAGACAGGUAGGCUGCCCUCCUGGUGUGCCCUCUGGCCUUUAAAGAAAAGCUACUUGCUUACUCCUUUAGCUGCUGUGUUUCUGACUGUUGACAUGUUGAACAGUUCAGGAAUCAAGAUACAAACACUUCAUUAGGUUAUUAGCAAUAGCUAGAUGAAACCAGAACAGUGACCUGAAAUAAAGCUCUUUGUCAUUU